UAAUAUACAUACUUUUUUGUAAAUUUAUGUUUGUAUUCUUACACAUCAUAAAAGUGGAUUCGUUAGUUUUCUAUGCAUAAACAUUUUAAUCUUUUUUUAAAGCAUAUGUAUUGUGUAUCAUACAGAAUUUAUUAUUUGCAAAACAAACAAAUUCAAUUCUCUAAGUGAAUACAAAAAUCAAAUCAUUUAAGAGGUCAAAGUUCCUAAGUACAUUGGAUGUACAAGCUGUUGAUUUUAAUCGUUUGUACCUGUUAUUUUUGUUUUCAAUUAGGUUCACAUUGCUUCGGAAAAAGUGCACAGUUUAAAAGAACAACAUUGGCAUGACGCAUUUUAAUUGAGUGAAAAUGUGUGCAAGAAACGGAUACUAUUUUGUGUAUAGUUUGUUAAAAUCAUUUGUUUUUCUUAAAAAAAAUAUAAAUGUAUGUUUUGUGGAUCCGUUGGACGAGUACCCACGAUAACGCGUAAUCAUAAGUAAUAAUAGCCGUAUUUUUAACAUUACCAGGCAUCAAAAGCAGAAAGUUAAGAUACUUAAAUAUCAACUGCAGCAACCAAAUCAGCAUCAAGAAAACAGAAUCAUAAUAAAUGGUGUUCUUCUGUGAUAUAACUUUAAAUAAUUAACGGUUAUAGCUCUUAUUGCUUGACAUUUAUGUAGUACAAACACAAAUGCUAGAAGCAAAAUUAUGUUUUGAGGUGUUUGCACUGAACAUACAAACCAUAUUCGUAUUUUUUUCGGAUUCACAUUUUAUAUGGAAUUGAAAUGAACUAUAACAAGUCAUAUUUAAAUCGCUCGUAAACUUUUUCUUCUUUUCAUCAGAUGGACUUAGCCGUGCCACAGGAGCUCGAGGAGCUUAUUUUGUGUAGUUGCUGUCUUCUGCCGUUUAAUGAAACAGACGCCCUACCGAAGCUUUUAACUUGUCGUCAUUAUUUUUGUUUAAAAUGCGUAAAUUCCAUACUGCAGAAAGGUAGUGAGCUAUAUUGCAUGCACUGUUGGAAACGAACCGAAAUACCCGGCCCCGAAAUGAAACCGGACAAUCUUCCAACCUAUGGUGCCAUAUUAUUCCUCACAAAGAACAUGAACAUGCUCAGCAUAAGUAAACCGAAAAUAUCAUCUGGAAAACAACGUUCAUCAUCAUCGACGUCAUCUGUUAAUUCAAAUAAUGGUGGCGCUUGCAGUGGAGGAAACACGACUAAUGGUAAUUCAAAUUCAACAACUGCUAGCGGAAACAGCUGUAGCUCCAAGUCCAAUUCGGACCCAAAAUUAUCACAAACCGCAUCGACUAAAAUUAAAAAGGGUGAAAAUUGCAUGACACACGCAAUGCCAAAUACGCUAUGGUGCACUAAAUGCGGAAUAUUAGUGUGUCGAGCUUGUGCAGCUUCGGAAGAUCAUAGAAAUCAUUUAGUAAAAAGCCAAGUCGAGGCAAAAGAAACUAUUCAAACUGAUAUUGCUAAUGAACUAUUUUCCAUGCAAAAAACACUUAACGAUGUGCAGCAUUUAGUUUUGAAACAACGCGAUUUUUUGCUCAAGAUUUUAGAAUCAUGCACAGCACUGAAAACUCAAAUCGAAACGGAAUUGAUAAAUCAUGUACCCACCCUUGAAAUCGCUGAAAUACGCGAGAGUUUAUGCAAAGCUAAAAUUUGUUUAGAUAUGUUAGAUAAUCAAUCGCCUGCCGAUGCUCUCAAAUUGUAUACUACAUUAAAUUUAGAAAAGCAACGUUUGAUAAGCAGAUACCAAGAAAUGUUCCUACAGUGUAAGCUUGACGAUUUAAUUAGAAAUUUUGGUAUGGUUUUUGAUUUUGAUCUAAUAAAACAAGCACUUGUUCAAUUACAUAGCUGCGUUAUAAGCGGAGGCAAUUUGGAUUCAUUUGGCUGCCUAACCGUCGCAGCAGUGCACCACAAUCCAGUACUAUUGCUUGCAAAUUACUGUAUUUCACAAUUAUAUUCUCGACAUGUUUUGACACUGAAACAAAAACAGAUACGGCUAAGUAAUAACAGUAGCGGUUAUUUUCAAUCAAAUCCUCAUACUUUCCAAUCGCAAAACACGGUCCCACAGCAAUCUAAUCAUAGCAGUCAAUCACCCCAAAAUGAUGGAAUUGCCCAAGCUAAAACCUAUGCCGAUAUAACAACCAGUUCGCCGAAAUCAAGUCGAAACCAUCAUCAUGCGAGUAACACACCGUCCAAAAACGGAUUUGAAAAUCACCGUAUUGAGAGUUUAGGGCCAGUUGCUCCACCUAACGGCAUUCGAGUACCAGCAACCCCACCGGGUGCAUUUCCAACUAAUGAUUUUAAUGCAAUAACCGUUCCAACAAUGACUAUGAUACACAUGCAACAAAAACAUCAUUCUAAACAGGUUCACAAAUCUAAUACACAACAACAACAAUCUAACCCUUCAGCCAGUCUUUUGCUUAAUCCGAAUGUUCAUGUAUAUCCGAUAUAUUUCUUCGACAUCGAUAUGAACGCUCAAACAAUAGGUCGAAUACUUAUUGAAGUACGCAAUGAUGUUGCACCAAAAAUGGCAAACAAUUUUGGAGCACUCGCUACUCACGAAGUUGGGUUUGGAUAUAAAGGUUGUCAAAUAUUUCAAUGCUGGGAAAACGAAAGUAUUAUCACUGGUGAUUUUGAACUUAAUAAUGGUCGUGGGGGACGAUCUGUAUUUGAAGAACAUUUCUUUAUGCCCGACGAUACAAAAAUUUUAGCUAUUCGAGGUUCAGUCGGCAUGCGCCGCAGUCAGAAACGACACGACAAUAUGGGUUUGGUCGGAUCUCAGUUUCGAGUAAUACUUCGAGAGAUGCGUGGCUUUACUGGAAUUUUUGCAUUUGUAGUUGAUGGUUUAGAAUUAAUUGAAAAAAUAAGUCAAACAGGAGAUUCUGCUGGCAAGCCGCAGAGUAAUGUUGUGAUUCAAAAUUGUGGUAAAUAUCAAUAGGAUAGAAAAUGCUUGUAAAAAAAGAACAUUUGCACAAUUCUUUUUUUUUUUGUUAAAUGUUUCAUUUUAAUGAACAUAAAUGCAUUUUACUUUUAAAAAAAUCUAACAAACUUUUAAGGGAAAUUGAAAAUUUGACUAUGUAUGUGAAAAAUAAAAUACUUCUUAAGGGUACCUGUUAAUGAAGAAAAAAAUGUAUAUUUCUUUAGAUCUAUUAUAUAAAUAAACUGUUAUAACUCUUUUUAUUAAAUUAUUUCUCAAGUCUAGAAGCAGAAGACACCAAACAAAAUUCACAAAAGAACUCGCUGAAGAGGAAUUUAUUAAACAUAUUGUAUAAGGGUGCUUUCACUGUCCAGAAAUUUAAAUAAAACGAUGAAAAUAUGAUAUCUAAAUAAAGCAAAAUAUUUUUUUCAGCUAUCACA
Molecule: messenger RNA, 3339 nt
Organism: Eupeodes corollae
Lineage: Eukaryota; Metazoa; Arthropoda; Insecta; Diptera; Syrphidae
Exons: 3
Coding region: 815-2920 (701 amino acids)
Biological process (GO): protein peptidyl-prolyl isomerization
Molecular function (GO): peptidyl-prolyl cis-trans isomerase activity; zinc ion binding
Source: RefSeq, a predicted model, not a curated record